AACCCUUCCCUCCAGGUUUUAGUCCAUCCCCUCCCUCUGCUCCUGCUCCAACUCACUCGACUCCAACUCACACAAAACCAGCUGCUAGCUGGUAGCAUCAGAAUCAAGUUCUACGGUUUAGUAGCCCUCGGAAACUCAUACUCAGCGUGCAAGUCAUCUUCAAAGAAUCCUUUAUUCAAUCCUCUCCGCUCUGCAGACUUGCAAAAAUGGUGACUAUGGCGAAACUGCAGGUCGUCCUAGCGGCCCCAAGCGCAGUUCUCUCUCUUAUAAUCGGCACAGCACUGCUGACCACCAUGUUAGUACCGGUGCCACCUGGACGAGCCGCUAUGCCGCUUCAGACAGCCAUGCGGUUUACUGGGAGUCAUCUGACCAACCUGAGGGUAAUCGUAACCCUAAUGGGUGUACUACUCGCGAGCUGCACCAAUUUGUCCGGGUGCCUCCGAGCCACCAGAUUCACAGACGGAGCAGCAGCUCUGACAAUGAUGGUGCUGACGUGUGUGGUAACCAGCAAGAGGUUUCGACUCCGCGUCGAGAAUGCAAAGUCUCUGAAGGCCUUCUAUUAAAAGGUGGGGUGGCACGUACAAGGCUGGGUGCUGCCACUGAAGGCUGCAAUGUGCUGUCGCAAAAAUCAGGGACCCAGUUUCGGUAGCGAUUUCUUCGUCACGCGAACAGUAGGCGAGAUCGCCUGCACAAAUCGUAGAUUUCAACUUAUCGAAUUGUAUACACUGUAAUUCAAAUAUGUUUGUCUAUACUUGAAAAUUAAUAUUUG
Molecule: messenger RNA, 769 nt
Organism: Closterium sp. NIES-67
Lineage: Eukaryota; Viridiplantae; Streptophyta; Zygnematophyceae; Desmidiales; Closteriaceae
Source: the annotation of a GenBank genome assembly